UCUUCGUAACGAUAACGGUCGGAUUUGCAGAACCCUUGUGUGUUUAAUUGUUUGCUAUAAUCGGGUGCAGCUUGUUUUAUGACGUAUGUAAAUGCGUAUGCAGAUGUGCAUCUAAGCAUCUAAAUAGAAAUGUAGAAACGACGGUUUUUCAGUGUCAGUGGUUAGACGAAAAUUUUGUAUGUGUUUUUUUUUCUGUGCUGAAUCAACAACAUGUGAAGCCACCUUUAAAGAAAAUAAAAUAAUAUUAUACAGUGAUAUAUGUAUCUGCCCCUAAAAAAUUAAACAAAUAGUCAUCGGUUUCAAGAAGAACUGCGCGAARCAAGCAACAGCAAUGAUUAGAGGUUAAAUCUCACUUAAUGUUUGUACAAUAAUGUUCAACAAUUAGCUUCACUGUUUAAACGAAAAACACAAAAUAUUGAUAAAAGGCGCGCUUUAUUUCAGUUCCUCAAUGAAAUUAUAAUAUUACCACUAACAACACAAGCUGACUGUAACUGAACUAUUAAGUGCACAAGCCAAGUAAUCAUUGCGARGCGCAUUUGCUUGCAGCCACUACCGAAAUCGAGGCGCUCAAGCAGGCUCUGCUYGAGAAACAUAGUCAAAUUGUCGCCAUGGAAACAGCAUGCAUACAGGAAACCGAACGACAAGUUGAACUGGAAGAUAGUGUCAUUGCGUGGCAAGAUAAAUAUGAUCGUUUAUAUGAGUCACAUAAACGUGUGCAAAAAGUGAAUCAAAGUUUGGAGGAUAAAUUGCUMAAAUUGGUGGAUCGCAAUACUGGCGAGCGUGCGCAAUUGACCAGCGAUGUUGCCACUUUGAGCGUACGAUUGGCGCAAGCGAAUUUUAAUAUCGCAAAGCUGCAACGGGAAAUCGAACGCUACAAGUCGGAUAUAAAUUUAGCAAUACAACUGUUGCAGUGCAAGCCAGAUAGUUUCAUGCCACAAAAAGUAUCAUCGUUACCGAUUGAUAUACAGUCGAAAGUAUCAGCGUACAUGCGUCUGGAAACUAAUUCACACUCGGAUUCGGAAGGUAGCACUAGCGGCGUCGGCACCGCCACAACAGCUUCCUAUAAAGUGCUUCCAGCAUCGGAUUCACCGCCACCAACGGCGUGCCCCUUUCCACCUACAGCAAUGGUAUACUCAAUGCGGGGGCUUGGUAAGUACGCUAAACGUACUUCAACGGAUUCCAAUAUGAAUCUCAGCAAUAACAACAGUARUAAUAACAAUAAUAAYAAUGGCAAUAAUGACAACAACAAUAUCAAGGAGCCACUUCUGAAUAACAACAUAACAACCACCAAUAAUAAUAGCUGUGAGUCCCACACCGAACUUAAUGCUGAUAUUAUUACGAACAACAAUAGCAGCAACAGCAACCCCAUAGCAAAUUCAACGCCACACAGCAAUGAUAAUUCAAACGAUCCCGAUAUGAUUUCACCCAUUAUUAUGGCCAAGUUCCUCGAGGACGAACUGAAGGCGAGUGAAGUGAAACAUUGCGAUACUUGUCAAUGUUCCAAACAGGAUCUCACGGUACUGGCAGAUGUCUCGCGAUCCUAUACAGUUUCYACGCAAACUCCGUACCAACUACAGCUCACCGGCGGUAAUCUUAACGAACCGCUCACACAAUUGUGCCUACGUUGUCAUAGCAAUUUGAACUCACCAUCACGCACCAAUAGUCCCUAUCUGAUGAAAUUGGUGAAAUCCAGCGAUUCGGUGAUUUCGGAAACGAAAAGUUCUGUAUCGGAUCUCAACGAUAUGGAUAAAUUGUUUACACCAGCUAAAAAGGACGAUUUGAUGGUGAAUCCCAUAUUGGGACAUCAUCGUCUGUGUGAUCGUACGGCUGGCAGUGGUGCUUUGCAACAUCAAAAUGCCAUUGCAGCGGCCAAGUUGAGCACUACGCUACUGUAUCCAACCACACAUUUGGGUACUUAUGGGAAUGAAAAGUAUAUGUUGGAGACGAGUAAUAGCCUUGCAGCUGGUAUGCAAGCGAAAAGUGGUUUUCAGCGACGCUUCCUGGAGGGUGGCGGCACGGCUCUAGAGUUACUCAAUGCCGCUAUUGGCAGUGCCAGUGGUAAUGUCACAAUACAAAAUGUUGCCAAGAAGGUGACGGAACAAGUAACACCCAAAUCGGUGGGCAACGAUGAGUUGGAUGACGAGGCGAAACCUUUGCUCAGUGCAAGUUCACAAUCUAAUUUACUGGAUUAUGGUAGAUUAAAAACAAGUGUCGGUAUAGAGUUAGCUGAGUCUGCGUUGGAGCAGCAAAUGAAAUCACCAGCGAGUGUAUGUAGUGCCUCCGAUCCUAAGGAAAAUCUCUUGAAGUCUACAAUUACCGGCAGCGUGAAUAGUCUGUGGAGCAGAACGAGUAGUUGUGAGGGCGCAAAGAUGUUCGAGACCUUUAAUAGGAAUUUGAUUAAAACGAUUAAGGCUGAAAACCCCAAACACCGUGGACCACGUCUCUGCGCUAUGCGCAUACAACAGAAUGGGCAAAGCAAUAUACUGCUAGAUAAUAUAGAAUCUAUGGAAGCAGUUACGCCGAUUAUUUAUAAACGGCGUGAGCGUCUUUUGGAUGAAGAACUAGAUGACACUAAAGACAUCAUAACUUCCAACACAACAAAUAUUUCGAGCGCAGAAAUAGCAGCAACGCAACAAGCAGAAGACACAAGCAUCGGUUAUACCAUGGCUGCAGAAAAAGAAAAGUUGGCAGAUGUCAUUAUCAUACAAGCGGAUCCAUUAGAAAAGAAUACCAGCACGCAGGGGCAACGUAACGAAAUCGACGUACAAUCUGAAAUGACUGAAAAUGAAGUGGAUCCAAAUAGUUGUGUGGUAACAAGUAAUAGCCCAUAUGAACGGUUAGGUGGCGGAGGCGAGGGCGAAGGUAGAGAAAUGUUUACAGCUGAUGAUGAUGCAACUGGUGCAACAGCUACACUUAUAGACCUAACUGAAGCACCCGUUACUGUAAGCGAUUUAACAGCAGCACAAGCGGAUCAAUCCUAUACGGCGCCAAAUGAGUCUGCUCGCGUGCAGGAGAAGCGGAACUCGCUCACUUCUAAGUCAAAUGUAACGCCGACGAUCAGCGCAUUGGAUAUGGCGCUUGCGCAGACUGCAUUGGUAGCCACGGGAGCCACUCAAAUGCGCAACGAACCAGUGAGAACUGUGAGUAGUGUUCAGCAAAUGCAUAAACCAAAGCAUACAAGCAUCUAUCAUUCAUUGCAAAAUGAGUCCAGCUCCAAAACCUCACACAAUUCSAAGUCCUGCACACAGUCGAGCUCGAUAAGUGAUGCUAUUGACAUACAAGAGAGCAUUAUUUUACGGCGCCAACAGCUCAAUCGUGUGGCCGAAUGGGUGCAAAGUAAUACGCAACAACUGGAGCAGCAACAACAGCAACAGCAGCAGCAACAACAACAACGUAUACAGCAGCAACAACAAGCACUAAACUCACUGAACAAUUGCGACUCCUCGGGUGGCACAGAUCGRCAAUCAUCAUUUUCAACACUAGAUCCACUGGACUCGGUCUCCAUGGAGAAACUAUCAAUGGAUUCGGGCUAUAARACCACACCACAACCGCACACAAAUGGCUUUCAUCAACCGYUAGAUGACGCGAAUAAGUCGACYGAAGACUCACUCUCACCGAAAACCGAUACAAACUCUAGUCUUAACAACAACAACAACUACAAAAAUAGCGMACUUCUCAAUCACUACCCAACGGAUUGCAGCAAUCAACARAUGACCAUGCAUGUCUAUCCCACAAAUACAUAUUUUCGACGYACCACACGUUCCGGYCUACCUGUGGCYUACACCACACCCGAUCCGAAUGCGUCCAACACGGAGACGUUCUUAAUCAACUACAAUAAUAAUAACAACAAUAGCGCUUGCAGCACAACACCAACGCUACCCGAUCAGCCCACUUGUGAUAUACUCAACUACAAAUACUAUCCCAGUGAUACGGAUAAGACACGCGCCGUAAGCGCCGAACUCCAUACCACCACCAAGCACGUGGACAUUGCUCAAAUGGAGUACAAUGUAAAGCAAUUUCUGCUCAAGCAGAACGAAUGGUCGAUGCGCACCGGCACCACGCGUGGCGGCGGUCGAGCUGGCAUCAACACGUCGGUAUCCAACUUGAGCAGCGCCAACUCGCAGGUGACGCUUAGCAGCCAACGUACGCAGACCACAGCGAAGACAUUGCGGCACUUGAAGCUGUUUAGUGGUGUYGGUGUGGGACCAGGUUUGGGUGCGCGCGUGCAGCCACCUUUGUUAAAGGAUGCAUCGGCUGCGACGGCGACGGCGGGGUCGUUGUGCAACCGCGAGGAACGAGAGCUUAAGGUGAAGGCGGCGGUGGCGUCGGCGAAUGGCGUCGAAGGUGCGAAAGUGACAGCAGCGGUUGCAGCGAACGCCUUGCCACACAGGACUGAAACGAAUUUAUAAGAAAAUUUAGGGUUUAAACUAUUGUAAUUGCAGCUUAAGCUUAUAUAAAAUGUGCACACAUACUACAAAACAAACAAGAGUACAUACGCAAAUUUACACAAAUAUCUAUAUGUAAUUAACUAGUUUUGUAUUAAUCAGGAUCAGUGCGAGGCUGAGGCAUACAAGCAGGCGCAUGAGCUUGCCAACGGAAGAAAGGAAGCGCUAAAAUAAUUAAGCUUAACUCUAUAAACUCACCAAACCAUUAAAUUUAAUAAUACUUAACAAGUAACGGUUAUAUAAAGUCUGUAUAGAAAAAAGUCUUACUUUAAUGCCCACAUGCAUAAGGAAUUACUAUAGAAUGAUAAGGCAGAAAGUAGCGUCUAUGUACAUACACCACAUGUGGGUAGCGCGUAUAUUAAGUAUAAAAAGCGCUUUGAAUACAUAUGACAUACAUUUGUAUAUUUGUAUAUGGGUCUUUCUAUAGUCAAGCCAGUCUGAAUUAAUUAAAAUUAUUAUUUUUUGAUUGAAUUGAUGAAAUUGUUUAAGCUGAAAAUAGGCAAAAAAGUGGCAAUUCAACUUAGGUGACAUGGAGUAUGAUCAACUCUUUAGCAAUCCUUUAACUUUUCGAUACCAUUUUCACUUCCUAAGGAGCAUUCUCUUGAGUUUUCACGAUUAAAAUCAUUUAGUUUKAACAUUUCUUUCAUUGGAUUUAGAGACUAUGAUUAGGUAGAUUGUGAGCUACACCCACUUUGCUAAUAAUUCAUACUCAAAUAUUCAUUACCAAUUUGCCCAAAAUGCCCUUUAAUAACUUCAGUCUGUAAGCAUCUCAUACAAAGAUCGUGCUUUGUUCUUUUCGGUGCUAACAAAUAUCGCACGGAAACUAGAAAGCCACUUAUCACUUAUCUGGAAGCGUUUUCGUACUGUCAAAAGCUUUUUAUUUCAAAUCGACAAAGAGGUAGUGUGUGCCGAUCCUCUUUUCACUGGUCCUUACCAAGAUUUGGCGCAUGGUGAAUAUCUGGUCUGUUGUUGAUUUUUCAGGCAUAAAGCCACAGUGAUAAAGUCCAAACAGUUUGUUGACGGUGAGCUUUAAUCUUUCASGAAAUACGCUCGAUAGAAAACCGAUUGACCGACAGAACUUCACAUCUGCAUAAAAAAACGUUAAACUGACUGAGGUACAGAAUCGGAGUUCUCGCAGCAAAAAAAAAUUUCUAUAUUCGCUAACUGAAGAAAAAUAGUCCUAAUUUUUGCUUACAAUUUUGAAAGCUUAAAUUAGUUGCUUUGUUUGCUGAAUAUUUAAAUUUUUCAAUCACUGGCUAAUUGAUAAGACAGGGGUAUGGUGGAACCACCGGAACUAAAAUCGUUUCACUCUAUUAUGUUCUUUCUAAACCAUCCUGUGCUCUUGAUGGAGUUAAUCAAUACCCAAAGUUUUAUUUGUGAAACCUUCGAGACUUCCUCAAGRAACUAUCGACCGAUAGUGCGAAAUCCUUUUCUUUGCAUAGAAGAUAUUCUAUAGUAUCUUCUUCAACCGCUUGACAGCUUCUACAAUAUUAAUGUUGUGAUAUUCUCAGCCUGAUGUCAUGCCCACCAAUAAGGCAGUGAUCUGUUAGUACUCCUACUAGAGUUUAAAUGUCAUUCCGUUACAAUUUUAAUAGCCGGRAUGGGUGGUYCAUAUUCCAUUUAYGACACGUUUACCURUUAAUUGAGCAAGUUAGAUAUUAACUCCACCGAAACCCAGCUAAAUGCGGUMAUUUUGCUUGUUUACAUACCCAUUGAGAAAGAAAUGGGCCCAAUUGCUGAACAAAAUUUGGCUCGAAAACAACGGAUCUUCUUUGAACUUUUCAAGAGCCAAUAGAGCAACUUAAUUUCGCUUGGAAGAUACGCUUUCAAUUUAAGAUAUCGUUGUAAAAUAUUCCUUACGUUAGUCCGAGUCGCUGCGAACGGCAUCGGCCAUCGAAUAAUCAAUGCUGGGUCUCAAGAUGGGUGAUGAUGUUUUGAAUGGUACGCUGAGUAGACCGUUUAUGUUGACUAUAAGUUGAGCGAAGCGUGAGAAACACAUUCUUUACAGAACGUGAAAUUUCGUAAUGAAG
Bactrocera latifrons is the source of this 6475-nucleotide messenger RNA. Its product is annotated as tight junction-associated protein 1. Lineage: Eukaryota; Metazoa; Arthropoda; Insecta; Diptera; Tephritidae. The transcript has 6 exons. The record is from RefSeq and is a predicted model, not a curated record. Bases 609 to 4409 code for a protein of 1266 amino acids.